Molecule: messenger RNA, 6555 nt
Organism: Mycosarcoma maydis (corn smut)
Lineage: Eukaryota; Fungi; Basidiomycota; Ustilaginomycetes; Ustilaginales
Exons: 2
Coding region: 1-6555 (2184 amino acids)
Biological process (GO): intracellular signal transduction
Molecular function (GO): guanyl-nucleotide exchange factor activity
Source: RefSeq, a predicted model, not a curated record
AUGCCACUGCGCACCACAGUAGCGCGAGACUGCCAUUCUCUCGCUCCGUUUGUCACGCUGUCUUCUUCUCGCUCCAUUCCUUCCUCUUGGCGCUCGCCGCACUCGGAAACCACCCCGCGCGCCCAGCGCAGCCUAUCGCCAUCCACCUUGGCCGCUUCUCCCACACAGCCAAGAUCAUCAUACAGUAGUCAGCUACUCUCCGUGCCCACAUCGGGCUCGGCGCCCGGUGGCGUCGGCGCAUCCUCUGCUCAUUCGCCACCUCUGGAUUACUCCCCUCAUCGUCGCGGUUCUCGCUCCUCCAUCUUAGCCUCUGCCUCUGAGGCUGCCAGUUCUGCUGCCACAGCCUCCGACAGAGAAUCCAUUCGCUCCGCCGGCAGCAGUUCACGUGUCGGUCCUUCCACUCCCAGACAGACUGCUAGACGUCCCUCGCGCAAUGAUCAAGCCGACCGAAAUGUCUCGCCCAUCUCUUUCUACUCCUCUCUCGAGGCGCCCUUGACUUCUCCUUCAGGUUCGCGUCAGGGAAGCAUCCAAGCCGAUCACUCCCGCCAUCCGCAUGCUCCGCUCGCCCCACGUUCUCCAUCGCCUACCCACCAUGCGGCAACUCUCAUUCCGCCCUCUGUCCGUGCAAAAGCUUCUUCAUCCCAUCACUCUCCACCACACAAGGCCAAACUGAACCAUUCUUCCGCCAAUAGGCGAACCGUGUCCGACCGCACAAACACACAGCGAGUCAAACCCCCUUCAUCCAUCAAUCGACCCGCUUCCGCACAGCACGACCUAACCAACAGCAGCUCCACGUCGUCGUUGCCGCAUUCCAUUCAGGCCAUUUCCACUUAUUCAGAGCAGCCUUACUCGUCCGCUCAGACCUCAUCGCAGAGCAGCAAUGUCGCGACACAUGCUUCGGAUUCAAAGUCGGACAACACACCCUACGACUCCGUCAACUCGAAGCAACGUACCAUCACUGCCUCUAGAUCCGUCAACACUUUCCUGGACUUUGAUAACGCUGCCUCGACUCGUCCACGCUCAAAGAGCAUGGUUGGCUCUGCCAAGUCAGCUGCAGUGCAAUCGCCCGUCAUUGCUCAGUCUUUAUCUUCCAGCACAGACGAUCCCAAAAUCGCAUCCACGUCUUCCAAUCCUGCAACAAAGACCCCCACUACUGCGCCAUCCAAGAUUAGUCUGCGUUCCCGCAUUUUUGGCCACAAACCUACCAAAGUCGCCUCGCCAGUGGCUUCCUCUUUCGACUCGGGUGCAGAAACGCCUUCGCCCCACUCCGCCCGCUUUCCGCCUUCAAUUUACUCUGAAGACUCGCACAGCGACUCGAAUUUGCUUGAUCACUCUGAUAACCGCUCACUCGAGCCAGCCAUGCCGUCGCCAACCUACGCUACAUCCUCCUUAGGACACGGCCGCGAUGACGACGGCAAUUCAAGCGAGCCUAUACACGGCGACCCCCGUGCCAAUACCACCAAUACUCGCAAAUCCAGCAGCGCUUCUAGUUUCCUUCGAAAGACAAUUCGAUUCAGGGACAAGUCCACCUUCAUGAGGCAUCGCCCUUCCGCAUCGUCCAUGGCUUCGGAUUCGGCCGCCUCUGCUCCCGCCUCGGUUCCACCUUCGCCUCUCGACCCUCCUUCGGGCUCUGACCUCGAAGAAUCUACUAGAAAACAGCUUGUUUACAAACAAAUUAGCGGUCGCAGGGGAUCCCACUAUCGCCACACCUCUUCUGACCAGCUGGAUUUCGCAAAGGAUGAUGCUUCUGAAACGCGUGAUAACCCUGCUCUCUUGCCGGCCGUUACCGAAACCGACCUAGAGGUUUCCCCAAAGCCGCAACGCUCGCUUUCCCGGAGCGCAACUCGAAGCGCGGCCCCUCCUUCCCUCAAGCCUCGUCCUGAGCGCCUUGACGCAUCUGACCGCGAUGCGGGAACUCAAAGUCACAUUUCCAGGAGCAGCAGCCUACGCGGCUCGCUCAGUCGCAGCAACAGUUACAUCUUACCUUCGCGUAGCGUUUCCUCGGACCACGCCGCGUCGUCGUCUAUAAUCAACGCUGCGACUUCCCAGUCCCCUCGUCGAAGGCCUCGCUCUGGAUCGGCUCAAUUCUCCCCCAACAUACAGCCCCGGACGACGAGCUCGCCCGUUCAAAGCUCGGCUCGCCGUCCCCUUACGGCUCAAGGAAGUCCUUCUCUCGCCGGAUCCCCAUCGUCAAGUUCUACAUCGAUGCAACGAGCGAGCCGUCCCAAAACUGCCGAAAGCGGACAUGCAUACUCUGGCUCGCUGUCAAGUCUUCGUGAUAUUCUUAUGGUAGCUCACGCCAUCUCAGAGGAGGGCGCUGUCUAUCGCACGCCGCCCAAAGACGAGGUAGAACGUUUCGACUCAAACUCUGGCCUAUUGGCGGCCUCAAACAAUGGAGCAUCACCAACUGACUAUAAGCGACCGGGGCUUCCGCCAAAGAAUCCUUUACGUAAACAGAGGCCGGCUGGAGCCAGUGCCAUGGACUCUCCCUUGAUAUCCAGCCAUUCCCCCUCUUCACACACAAUUGGCAUCUUCCCUGGCCCAAUGAUGAGCCGGAUCACUACCGAGCGUCCGCUCGGUCUUGGAUUCAAGGCUGCCGGCCCUAUCGGUCCGAUACCAUUAUCCAGCUCCACGCCACCCAUCACCGAAUUUCAGACACCUACCCCGGAUGGAGCGCAGCCUUCACCGAAGGACACGCAGACUGUAAGCGACUACUUUCGCUCUGGAGACCUCGUCAGGUCCUACGACAUGCCUCUAGCGCAGGUUUCUUCCCGCUCGCCUGGCUUUGUGCAUGGUUCGCGCAGCGGCUCUGCUUCCCCAGGACAAGCAUCCUUCAGCUCGACACAGCAUCUUUCACGAGCACCAUCAAGCGGCUCAACAUCUGCUCGCAUUCCCGGACGGCAUGAACGCUCUGCCAGCGAUGCCGCAAGCCCCCUCACGGAUCACCGGCCGACAGUCGACCUGGGUGCUUCGACGACGUCUCUCCAUUCCGAAUUAUCGUCAGGCACCAAGAAGAAGAAGGACACUUCUGGCAGCAGAGUCCUCGCCUUUGCGCGCGAUCUAGCUCACCGAGAAAGCAGUGCCGAUCAAAGCAACGUGCUUCCUACGUCUGGAACAUUUCGACUCGGCAAGAGCGGCAAGGCGAAAAACAAAGAUGCUACAACGCGACCCGUCAUUCGCAGAUUAUACGAUGGACCUCUCGAAACCGAGGCGGCGGCAGCACAGGGUCAGGCUGUCGAGAACGGGUUGCAAUCGCCCAUGCAAAUCACCGAUGGCGUCAGUCCUGGAUCCUCUGUGGUCGAUUUGCAACCUGCGCUUGGCGCGGUAUCUCGAACUCCCAGCACCUCAAAUAGCAGGGCUCGUUCCGUGUCAUCGUCCGCCAGUACUGCUCGGAACCUUUUGUCGCCAGCUUCAAUCCCUCUAUCAACUCCUCAAUUUGGCAACACGUGUAGCGCAACUUCCCUAUCUCGUAGUCCUAGCUUCAUCCCUACGCCCUGGUCGAUUUCGCAAGACGACUUGUCACAGGAGCACAAGCGGCUCGUCAAACGUUGGUUCAUCCUACGUGAGCUGCUGGAGACAGAGAGGGCGUAUGCUUCAGACCUUGCCGUAGCCCGCGAUAUCUAUCUGGCAAGAGCAAAGAUGAGAGCCGGCAUCACUGCACCUCUAUCGCCGUUGAGCGUCCGAUCCGCUAGCAUCUUUUCGCAGCUUACUUCGCCAGAGCCCUCCUCACACAGUCGGUCCUCGCAACCGCAUCUGCAACAGCGUGGAAGCGCAUCAGUCCUGAGUCCUGCCGCAGCAGUUCCAUCAGGUAGAAGCUACGCGCCUCAGCGUACGCUCUUUCGUAAUGCAUCGGCGGAUGGAACCGCGGGUGGAAAUCUCGUACAUACCAGCUCGUCCAACCAGGCUGCAUCUUUGACCUCACUUGCAUCGAGCAACCCGAGCAACCGUUCUUCCAUGUACACCGUUUCUUCGCAGAGCUCGCAGACCUCUGACGCGAGUCAAUUCGCGCUUUCGAGUCACCCCACCUCUGCAGGUGGCCUACCCAUUCACUUCUCCAUCGAUGGGAAUCCACUGUCACCUAGCUCCGGUGCCAAGCUACACUUAGGCACAACGACAUCUUUGCCAAGCUACAAUGUCUCGCCUCUCUCUUCUACGCCCGCAACUCCGACCUUGUCAACUUCUUCCGGGAUCUUCUCGCCUGGCCUAGCCGCACCCGUCGACGGCCUUGCAGCUGGAUCGGCCGACGCGCCCUUUAGUGCAUCCGACGUGCGCAUCGUCUUUGCGCAGCUCGAGUCUUGUGCUGCAUUUGCGGACGAGAUGGUCGUAGUCCUCGAGGGCGCAGUCGGUAAGAUCUGCAAUGGAGCACCAGAGGACGCUAGUCAACUGCUUGCUCAGGGCGAAGUAGUGGAGGAGGCAGAAACGGAUCGAGUCGGCCAAGCGUUCCUAAAGCUCAUGCCGAGGAUCGAGCAGGUUUACUCGGCUUAUUGUUCGCGACACGAGGCGUCCAUGGCUAAGCUGCAAGAGCUGACAAGUUCGCAACCCAAAGUUGGCGCUUUCCUCAGCGAAUGCACUCUGGCUGCACGAGCGUAUACAAACGCAUGGGAUCUUUCUUCCUUGCUGAUCAAACCUGUUCAGCGUGUUCUCAAGUAUCCUCUUCUUCUGAAGGAGAUUCUGGCGUCCACAAGCCACAAGCACCCAGACAUCGAAAACCUUUCGGCAGCAUCUGUCGAGAUUCAGAAGGUAGCGGACAACAUUAACGAGGUCAAGAAACGUAAGGAUCUAGUGGACCAGAUAGUCAGCGGCAAAACUGCUAAACGAAGCACCAGUCAGCGGAUGCAGCACGGUGCCACCAAGAAGCUCUUACGGCGUCAGGAAAAGGUCAAGAAGCUCGUGCUUGGCCCAGCAGAGGAUGUGCUCGCUGAUGACGGCCAAUACAAGGAGUUGGUCGCCCAGUUCCGUCAGCUUGAGAAGGCGACGAGUACGUUCGCAAAAAGAUGCCUGGCUUGGUCAGCAAGCGUCAAGGACGCCCACAUAGCUCAGCUCCAGCUCCUUGGAUCUUGGUCCCGUACGUUUGCAGUGGAUGGGAUGAUUGCCAAUACAGAGGCCGAGGCUCGCGUCUGCGCCUUUGUUCAGCUCGUCGAAACCACGUUCCUUGGCGAGUUCUGGUCUCAACUGGAUGUCGAAUUCCGUACCAGCUUGAUACCCGCCUUACAGCGCAUCGCUGCUCUAUUUUCUCUACCGCAAGCCGUCAUUGCGAAACGCGAUGAUCGUGAGCCAGACUACACGCGCUACAGAGCUGAGACUACCCGUGGCAGCUCCAAAACCGUGGACAAGAAGCUCACAGAGAGCGCCAACGCGUUCAUCGCGCUUCACAUGCAGCUGAUGAACGAGUUGCCGCAGUUCAACUACGGCGUGCAGACGUUGUUGGACCUCUGCAUCGAGUCGCUUUCGCGCACCCAAGCUUCGUACCAUCUUGGCGUUCAUCGUGCGCUCAUCGGUUUCUGGCAAGAAUACGGGCCGGAGGGUAACACGGAUAUCGCCGUCAACGAGGAGACGGAUGAACAGUCGAUGCGCCACGUCAACACGGUUAAAAUCUUUUGGCCAUUACACAGCAGCAUGAGCGAAUUUGCCGAGUCUCUGGGCAUUGUGUCAGGAGUGGCGGACGAGCGCCGUUCUCGAAAUGCUUCAAUGAGCACGGACAGCGAGUUGCUGGCGUUAGGCAAUCUGAGCCCAUCGAGUACCAACCACUUUUCGCCGCUGCAAUCGACGCAAGCCCUGCCGGACUCCGAGUUUGCCUCGAAUGUGCCGGACGCCACGAGCAUAAGCCAGCAAAUCGAGUCGAUCACCGCAGUGGGUUCAGAGGAGCUGUUGGAGGCCUUCGCUGCACGCACUAGCCCAAGUCCGCUAGCGACUCCACCACUUGGGUCUCUUUCGCGCGCAUCGCUGUCCCCGCAGCUCCAUCAACAGUCGUUGCUCGGGUCGCCUGCACCCAUCGGAGCUCAGCAGCCGCCAUCCGGCCCGUCGACUCUGCGUUCCACCAAGUCUGGAGGCGGUCUCAUCGGGCUGCUCCGAUCCGUGGGAAGCAGCUCAGCCGUAGGCUCACGCAAAAAUUCGCAGUCCACGGAUACAGCCACGGACAGCUUUGUCGACGUGCCCGGCUCGGAUCCUCCCACGCCGAUCAGCAAAGAUACACCGCUGGUCGCCGACGCUGCGAGCGCUGGCGGAGCUGUUGCGCCGCCGAUGCUGCCCGCUCUCACCUUCAACUCUGGCCUUUUUGAUCGAUCUGACGCCAACUUCAGCUCGGCAUCUGAGCAGCGCGGUGAGGUGACUGACGAUGCAGCGUCGCAAGCGAUGAAGAUCAUGGGUACCAUGGCAGCUGUCGCUAACAGCGGAGCGCGCAGCAGCGACGAGGCCAAAGACGGAUACCCUUUCAUCGAGUAUGCCGUCGGUGACCUUUUCAGCGUGGUGCAGCAGGACAGUACUCACAUGUUCGGGCGUUCCGAACACGGCGUUAUCGGGUGGGUGGAACGGGAAAAUUUUGUACCUCUGUCCUGA